AUGUGGGACCCAAAAGGCUGUGAACUCGUAGGAAAGUGCAUUAAUUCACGAGUUCCAGCUAUGAAAUGUAAAAAUAAAAAAUGA
This is a messenger RNA of Spirodela intermedia, 84 nucleotides long. NCBI's taxonomy places the organism in Eukaryota, Viridiplantae, Streptophyta, Magnoliopsida, Alismatales, Araceae. The record is from the annotation of a GenBank genome assembly.